AUGACCACUGCAAGGCCUAGCAUGGACUCCCUCCCAAACGAAACUUUACUCUAUAUUAUCUCUAUGUGCGAGGACUUUCGUCCAUCCGCAUCCCACCCGAACCCAGUCCUUCCUCGUCUCUCGCUCGUGUGCAAGUCUCUGCACGCCGUCGCCACGCACGAACUCUAUAAGAGCGUCUACCUCUCCCCCAGUAGCAAACAUGGUCUCCUACGCCUAUAUUUCAAAGCGACCACGUUUCUCCACGCCGUUCAGAACAACCCAUAUCUCGCGUCCAUCGUCCGAGAGCUUCACUUUACUUCGCCUUGGUGUAACACCGUCGAAACGGAACAGCUGUCAGAAGUGAUCAGGCGUUGUGGUGGAGUAGAGGUGUUGGACCUCUCGGGUUGGGUCAGCGCCAGUGACUCGCGAGGAAACAGCCUAGAGGGACUGGUGGAAGCAAUGAGGGGGAAGGCGGAGUUGAAAAGUGUGCGACUUUCGCACAAAACGGGCUACUCUCUCGCGGGAAUGGAGGACUUCUUGAACAUGCCUCAAUUGUGGCCCAACAUAGAAGCCGUGUUGAUUGAAGACGAGGCGAUUGGCAAGGCGGAAAUCUGGGAGGGAAUCACUUGCGCAGGGGAAGAUGAAGAUCACGAAAUAUUCACAGACAGUGUCUUUACCGAAGAAGUUUUAGGUGAAUCGGAUCACUUUGCUGGCCUGAAACCUCCUCCAGCCCUGUCCAUCAGGACCAACGCCUGCCCGCGACUCCGACAGCUUAGCUUCCGCUGUCAGUACCUCCAAGACAUUCAUAUCAUCGCUCUGUCAAUAAUCGCCCCAAACCUGGAGAGCCUCUUCGUUCUCGCUGGUCAGCCUGAUGAGGCGUUCACGGCGAGCUCUCUACGAAGCGCGUUGGGACGAUGGUCGUACUCCCUUACAGAGUUGCGAGUGGUCUACAAGGUCGACGAUGAUCUUGAUGGGCAGAGCAACGUCGGUUCAACUUGGAUGUGGUCAGAGGAGUCAAUGAGCGAGGUGCUUCCCCCAGAGAUGGGAGCAUUGAGGCUCGCCAGGACGACCUCGAUACACAUACCGCCUAUCGACUUCAUAACUGGAUAUCGAGCACUGGAGAAGCUGACGUAUGGAUUAUGGUACGAUGAAGCGGCGGUACUCCUCCAAGUGCUUCGGUCGGAAGGGUCGUUGCCACGCUUGAGGCAGUUAAAUGUAAUUGCUGGAAAUUAUGGGAAACAUAUGCCAGAGUUUGAUGUGAGCGUUGGAGUGCUGGAGGACGUUUGCUUAUCAAGGGGGGUUGAAUACCGUUUCAAUGAAGACGACGAAGAGGGUACGAGGGUGGGCCAUUAUCUCUACGGAGUUCGUAUGCAUAACCACGAUUGGGAUUGA
This is a messenger RNA of Stereum hirsutum FP-91666 SS1, 1371 nucleotides long. RefSeq lists its product as uncharacterized. Lineage: Eukaryota; Fungi; Basidiomycota; Agaricomycetes; Russulales; Stereaceae. The coding region runs from base 1 to 1371 and encodes 456 amino acids. Gene Ontology annotation, molecular function: protein binding. The transcript has a single exon. The record is from RefSeq and is a predicted model, not a curated record.